GAUUUCAGUGUUGAGGAAACUAAGCGAAUAUGAUGCCGAUGCUAUAUAGAACUAUAGUACUGGUGUUCUGUAUCGAAUGUACUGUCGUCCUUGGUCAAGGGGGACAUGCAUACUACGAAGCCAAAUACUCGGUCGGCUAUACACAAGAAGACUCCAUGAAUGGACUCUAUGACCAGACUUAUGGAUACACUCACUAUUUGUCAUCGACUUCGCCGAUUGCAAUUGGGUGUGAUAUCGAUAGCAGUGGCCUAAUUACGUCUUGUUCGGGAAGCAACGUUUAUUUGCGCUCUCAAAGCAUGCCGAAUAUUACUGCGGGGACAUUUUCAAACACCACACGAUCAAUUACAAUUUACGAAUGUGCUAAUUUUAAGAUGUUCGAAGACAAGACGUUUGAAAACUUGACCAUGUUAGAAACGCUAGUGGUACAGAAAACAGGUCUGAAUCAUCUUCCCGAUUUAUCGAAAACAAGUGUUAAGACAGUAAAUUUAGCAGGCAAUAAUAUUACAAUUACAACGAACAACCACAGGGGCUGGACCUUCCCGACGACCAUAGAACGUCUGACGUUGGCUGAUAACAAUCUUCAUUGGUUACCUCCCAAAAUCGUGUCUGGUCUUAACCUAAGAAUGGCGAGCUUCAGCAAAAACAAGCUAUUACAGAUACAUCCUAACAUAUUCGGGAAUAUUUCAGCAUUAAUGUAUCUAGGCAUGGAUGGAAAUAACAUAACAAGACUAUCAAAGAAUAGCCUGGCCCCACUUGCAACUUCAGAUACAUUUAUACAUCUAAAUCUGAGCAACAACCAGCUGUCCUACAUCCAGCCUGAAACCUUCAGCAAUCUCCAUGCACUGAAAUUGUUAGAGGUCCAUCAGAACAGCAUGCAAAGUAUAACGUGGAACGUGUUCUCGGAAAUGCCAGAACUUCUGCAUCUGGACCUUCAUGCGAACGACAUCGUUAAUCUCGAAAGCAAAUCGUUUGUGAACCUACCAUCUUUAAUUGAGCUCCGACUUCACUCGCAAAAAAGAGGACUUGCUACGAUUGCGUAUAACGCCUUUAUUAAUAUCAACGGUAGUCUCAAAGAAUUGUUUGUGAGCAGCAACAGCCUCAAGACGUAUCCCCAUCCGGUUCUCGAGGAGGCAAACUAUCCAAAUCUUACCAUCAUGCACGCGGACCAUAACUCAAUUAAGAAUAUGACCGAGUUUGGCACGGAGGCUUUUCCAGACAACCAAUACUUCCUGCAUGCGCAGAAAUUCGCCAAGUUCGUCCCAUUCUCCGCCACACCCGCAGUGAAAAUACUGUAUUUAAGUUACAAUCAGAUCACAACGAUACGGAAACACGACCUUUGUGAACUAGAGGUGCUGGAGUAUUUGUAUUUGGAAAACAACCAAAUUCGAGAUUCUCUAAUGGAUGAUGAUUGCUUUGCUUGUCUUGCGAACCUUACCUUCAUACAACUGGACACCAAUCUGAUACAAUAUGUUCCAAACGCUUUGAAGUCAUCCGCCGUUGUUCCUAAAUUGGCAACCCUUCAUUUGAGUUACAACAAGUUGACUUUCUUGUCCAUUCCAUCGUUCUUUAAUGUGUCAACACUACAACAACUGUAUUUAGCCGGAAAUUUGAUUUUAGCAGUUGAAGAUGGUGCCUUUCCAUUGCAAAUCCAAACAAUUGACAUGAGCAACAACGACUUCCGAUUUCUCCACACUGAUCCAUUUCGCAACCUUUCAUCACUGACGUCGUUGAAUCUAGAUUUGAAUGAAAUACAGUACAUUCCAGAAACGGCCUUCGAAAAUUGUAACUCAUUGGCAACACUGUCAAUUAGCUACAACAACAUCGCUCAACUUAAGAAGGUGCAUUUCCGGAACUGUCCAUUGAGCGGCCAUGUAAGCUUCUACUCCAAUGACAUUGGUUGGAUAGAGGACGGAACUUUUGAUCAUGUCACGUCUAUGCUGAGCUUGAAUCUUGCGAAGAACAAACUAACACGUGUUCCAGGCGGCGGAGAUUUCAAAGACCUGAGGAUAACAUACGAUUUAGAUCUGUCGUACAAUCGCAUUAAUGUGCUUACCUACCACAGUUUUAACAAUUUAUCUUGCCAAUAUUUAAUCUUAACGGCAAAUAUGAUCACAGAGGUCCAAAGCUAUGCUCUUGACGGAGUGACCUUAUAUUCUCUAUCAUUUGCAAACAAUCCUUUGCGUAAACUUUAUGAAUAUUCCUUCAAAAAUUUAAGAGUGGCAGAAAAUCUAGAUAUUGGGAAUAUGUUCUACUCUAUCGUUCCGUCGCUAGCCUUCUACGUCGUUUCAAGUAAAACGUUAACUAUGAGUGCUGGAGUCAUAGACACAAUUGAAACAUCUGCAUUCGUCAACGUCAACGUCGUGUACCUAUAUUUAAAUGGAAAUAAUAUAAAUAAAGUUCCGAAUUCAAUUUUCGGAGGAAGAUGCGUCAUAUCAGAAGACUUAUUUUUAUCCAACAACAAUAUGACUUAUAUGGCAGCAAAUGCGAUGGACAACUCUGCAAUCUCUAAUUUGCACCUUGAUAACAAUGCAUUUACAUCUGUAACACAGGCCAUCACCAGCCAGCCAUUUAAUAAACUAUAUCUGGAAAACAACAAAAUCUACGAAAUUCCCACCGGUUUUUUCCUUAACCAGACAUCAUUGAGGCUUUUAGAUAUUUCAAGCAAUUUCAUUACUGUUCUUGAGCCAGGCGUGUUCGCAGAUCUACGUGCUCUUCAAGAGCUGAAAAUGUCUUCAAACAAGCUGAAAACACUGCCGGAGACGUUCUUUGAAGGCUUGUCGAAACUUACGUAUUUGUAUGCGGCGAAUAACGAGAUCACCCAUCUUCACUCGUUCGGUGCAUUAACUUCUCUUCGAGUCAUCGACAUGUCCAACAAUAAGAUUGGCACAAUCGCAGCUUCAGCUUUUGCAGGAAUCAGUGGCGUUUCCUCAUUUUACCUUGCGACCAAUCCGCUAGAAUGUUCAUGUCAGCUGGUACAGACAUUGGAAGCAGUUACUGACGUUUUGGUGUCGGCAACUUGCAGUCAGAAUACAGAGGCUGCCGGUGUCGUCUUUCCUGACUCCAUGAACAAAAAUCCGAAGUACUAUAAGAGCGUCAACGCUUCUGUGUUUGCAUGCAGUGCAGCCUCUGUGAGCAGUAGUGACGUAAAUGGCACGGAGUUUACAAUAGAAUGGGAACAGCCAGAAUAUACGUUCUAUCAGACCAAUAAUUCCGCAACAUCCCCUGCCCUGAGUGGAAAAGUAAAAUAUGACGUUGAAUGCAGUAGCAGUUUGGCAACAAUCAUAACAAAAUCAGUGGUGGACAACAACGCUACAGUCGGAUCUACUAACUUCUCUGUGACGUUUAAAGCUUCCGACGGAGUGGUAUCGGGGACACCUUAUGAGUGUGCUGUAAGAAUAAAUAUCAGUGGUGUCCUCAGUGCAAAGAGUGACCCUGUAGUGUUUGUCACCCCCGACUCAGUUACGCCUGAUAUAGCAGGGCCCAAUGACGUCGAACUUCAGGUCACAUAUUACGAUUUCAGAAAGGCACACACGGAUUUCAACAACUUGCAUUACCCAUAUAUAUCUGAUGCUGUCUUUGUGGACAGUCCUUACGGAGCCUGGUUACAAAGCUCAACUUCACCGGCUACUGACACCUUCUCUACGUGGUUUAGAAAAGACACGGUUGGAAAUAUCAAUAAAGAGGUCGAUGGGAAGUUAGUUCUCGUCCACCAAAGUGGAAACAACAAAAAAUACUAUUCUACAUCAUUCUUCCCUGUUGAUGGUAAAGGUUAUGGAUCAGAGAAUCAAUUGGACUGCAAUCUACGAUACCAUAAUUUCGGGUUUACGUCAGCGGCGAGGGUUGGCAUCGUGUACAGAGGGUCCGAGGUGAUCACCCUUGGCGGGGGCGAGGCCAUGUGGCUCUUCAUUAACAAAGUCAAGAUGUUCGAGUUUGUGUCGGAUGGGACCAUUAAACCAUGCUUCAAAAUAGAUCUGUCUUCUGCUCAUCGCAAUUCAAGCAUGGUAUACCUCCAAACCGGAUCAUUGAAUGUCGGCGCCUGCACCGGACUUGUAAAAUCAGCAACUCCAAUAAACAUAUCUUUAGAAACAGGCCAAACGUAUCACUUUGACUGGUUCCACGCACAAACCAAGCGAUGCUCCUCCGAGCUGCUGUUCGAGGUCACAGAGGUUACAUUCAGUCAAGACAAGGCGAACGAUCUGCCUUUGGAUUAUGAAGUUAUUGUAAAUGAAAAUGAAAAUAGUGGUAAAAUACUCGUAGACAAUGUAAAUCUCGUGGAUGUGUUUUCUUCGUCCGGAGGAUUCAGUAUCAAGUUGUAUAAAGGUAAUGAAGGUAGGCGGUUUGACAUAAAAGAUGCAUCAUAUUCGUUUACCGCACCGACUCCAGUACCACCAGUGUUGACAACUGUCACAGAUGUAAAUGGGAUUACAAUACAAUAUGUCGAAUGCAAUGCGUCAUCGCCAUUGGUUGUAAUGUCUAACAACACCUCUGACCAGUCUUACGCAAUUCCGACAACCUCAUUCAAAGUGACUCUGACAGCGGAACUAGAUUAUGAAGUCACCAAGGAGUACAAACUACUUCUGGAAGUGGCGGAUACUGGUCUGACUCUCACGGGGCACAUUGGUGUCAGGAUAAUAAUAGCGGACGUAAACGAUAACUGCCCCAUUCUGAGUCCCACGGAGUUCUCGCUCACUCCCCAGCCAGUUUUGCGCCUGGAUCCACUGACGACCUUCAAUUUUUCAGAUGCCGACAGCGGCGAGAACGGAAAGAUACACUUUGUAGUCUCGAAUGUGACUUCUGAUCCACCGGUCAUUUGGGACAGCACAUACGAUCUUUGGGGAUUCGUCUAUCUGAGCUAUACAUCGCUGCAGUUCUAUGUCAUUUCCAUGGAUAACGGCACCGUGCCUUUUGGAAUGAAGGCAAAAGUGAAUAUCAACGUGAGUAACACGUGCGUGCUCGACGUGCUGUUUGGGAAAAUCGAUUACAUGUUCAUAGUGAAUGCCACCACUGGUGAGCUCGUGCUGAGAAUUCCCAAGUAUUGGAUGUACGAGUUUCAUUGUGAUGAGGACAUCGGCCUCAUAGUCGGCACGGUUCUCGACACUAGCAUGAACGCUUCAUCCGUGUACCAUCCCGUGUCAACAGCAGCUGGAAGGGCGCGCGUCAACAGCAAGGAAAAUGUCUACAGCAAGCUUGCAGGCGCCUGGGUAGCCGGAGUCGUCGAUUCCAGCCAGUACGUGCAAGUGGACAUGGGGACGCCGUACAAGUUCACCGCCGUGCAGAUUCAGGGUCGAGCCGAUGCCGACGAGUGGGUAACCUCUUUCAAGAUUUUCUACGUCGACGACAGGGGCACUUGGAUCACCUACCAGGCAUAUUCGGGACAAGAGGUAUUUGCCGGAAACACGGACCGAACCACCGUUGUGAGGCACAUGUUACAGCCUCCCGUUCUAGGCACGAAGAUCAGGGUCAACCCGCAGACCUGGCAUUCCGCCAACAUUUCCAUGAGGCUCGAGUUUAACGGGUGCCCUCAAGCGGAGCAGCUUUUCUACGACGUGAGCUGUAUGCGCUGUGAGACAACUUUCUAUUGUGAGGGGGAGGGCAUCCAGAAACCGUGCGGCCGUUGUUUAGGUAACGGAACUUGUGACCGGAAUCCCGUGGAACAUUCUUUUGGACUGGCAUCGGAGUGCACAGCAUGUCCGCACGGAUGGAUCUGCGCGGGCGGCUAUGCCAAGCCAUGUGAGCUAUAUCACUAUGUUGAAUGCACCAAAACCUCCUGUCCAAUGGCGUGCACGCAUUGUGAGCCAGGCUAUGCUUGCCACUCGGGAAACAGGACAAUAUGCGAGGCGGGCUCAUACUCGGAUGGGAACACUGAACACUGCAUACCCUGUUUGGCGGGCACCUACCAACCAAAUGCUGGGCAAAACUCGUGCAUCACGUGCGCCCCUGGUUACUACAGAGCAACGAGAAAGACUUGGUGUGAUAGAUGUGCACCCGAGGAGUACACGGACGGAGCAUCCGGAUGUUUGUUGUGCCAGAAUGCUGCCCAGUGCCCUUGUCUUGACGGGAACAAGUGUUACGACUAUUCAUACUGUUACAAUAUCGGGACAGGAAAUCACGCAUGCGCACCGUGCGCAUUUGGUCUAACAGGAAAUGGCGUGAAUUGCACAGACGUCAAUGAGUGUGUCGCGUACAGCCCCUGUUUUAUGGACCGUUGCAUCAACACUGAGCCCGGGUACCAAUGUCUGGAAUGCCCCGAGGGUUACAAGGGGACAUAUGAGGAUGCGUAUGCCUGGGAUAAUUACCAACGGGUCUUCAUCUACAAGAACCUCGAUAGGUCCAACUUUAGCUCCCAGACUUGCGACGAUAUCGACGAGUGUGAGGCGGACAACGGUGGAUGCGACCCUUUGAUGAAGUGUGUCAAUACAAUAGGCAGUUACUACUGCAGUUUCUGUGCCUCUGGGUACAUGGGGACGAACAAAAGCGGCUGUUACCUUGACAACUUCUGUAAAUCUGGAGCCAAUAAUUGUAUACGAGAGGCUGACUGUCUCUAUCUUGGACCGGCACUGUUCAGAUGUGUGUGCAAACCUGGCUAUGCCGGCCCGGGUAAUCUCUGCGGGCUUGACUCCGACAACGACGGCUUUCCGGAUGUUGGAAUCCCUUGUCUGGACUGGGGAUGUAAACGGGAUAUUUGCCGAAACAUUCCAAACAGCAUGCAAGAAGACAUCGAUGGGGAUUCGUUCGGGGACAAUUGUGAUGACGAUGAUGAUAGUGAUGGGCGAUACGAUUGGCUGGACAACUGUCAAUUUGUGUCCAAUUUCAACCAAACUGAUGCGGACGGUGACGGGGUGGGCGAUGCUUGCGACGUCUGUCCGUCCGUUAGCGACCCUGAUCAGAAGGAUGGGGACUUCAAUGGUGUCGGGGACGCCUGUGACAAUAAUGAUCUGGACACCGACGGGGAUGGAGUUCCCGACACAUCUGACAACUGCCCUAAUAUUUCAAACUCGAACCAGGCUGACUCAAAUGAAAACUUUGUGGGUGAUGUUUGCGAUGUGCCUGUUACGACCAAUAUUGACAGAGAUGGCGACAGUGUUACAGACAAUGUGGACAAUUGUCCCGAUUAUAUGAAUGGCGACCAAUCUGAUAUCGAUGGCGAUGGUGAAGGUGACAUGUGUGACGAUGACAUCGAUAAAGAUGGCAUCAAUAACAGCAUCGACACUUGCCCAUAUGUGUAUAAUGCCAACAAUGCAGACACUGAUGGAAACGGCGUCGGUGAUGCAUGCGAAGGGGAUACAGACGGCGACGGUAUUGUCGACAAGAACGACACGUGCCCCUUUAACCCGAAAAUACAGACCACCUCGUUUAAGUUGUAUUUCACUGUUAAUCUUUAUCCGUCCCUUAACACAGCGAUGCCGAGGUGGCUGGUAAAGAACAAUGGAGGAGAAGUGAUGCAGUUGGCAUACACGGGAAUGCCCACCAUGCUUAUAGGUAAGCAGGCUUAUGGGGCAGUGGAAUUCAAAGGCACCUGGUUCACAACUCAGUCCUCCGCUGACAAAUAUUUCGGGUUCGUGUUCGGCUACACGAACAACAGGAAGUUCUACAUCGUCAUGUGGAAGGGCAUUCACCAUAACUACAAGGAUGGCGAAAACUUCACCUACAAAGGCGGCAUUCAGGGGGUGCAGAUAAAGCUUAUCAACUCAACUGUUGGUCCUGGUUCGGACUUGGCCAAUGCUCUUUGGCAUAGCUACAGCACCUCCGGGAUAUCCACCAUGAUUUGGCAGGAUCCCAAAAUGCAAGGUUGGCAGCCAAAUAAGUCCUACAGAUGGUACCUCACACACAGGCCCACCACUGGAUACAUACAUUUGAAAGUGUACCAAGGUACUACGCUGACGGCCGACUCUGGGGCCCUAUACAACAACGCCAUUACUGGAGGCCGCCUGGGCGUGUUCCAGUUUGGUGAGUUCCCGAUGAUCUGGUCCAACCUGCGGGCCGACUGCCUCGAGCACACCAACCAGGGACUGUACAUGAACGGCAUGGAAAACUACGUGGAGCUGAAUGAUGCCAUCACACUUGGUCUCGAUGACAGUUUUACCAUUGAGAUCUGGAUAUAUUUAGACUCAAAUCACACAGCUGGCCCGUAUCCGGUAUUCUGUGCAAGCAGCGAUUUCAUCUGCUUGUCCGUGAUAUCUGGCAACAUGGUCGGCCGCUAUGGAAACUAUACCGUGACCUCAUCGCAGACUCUUAAAGCUGACCAGUGGUAUGGCGUCAUAUUUAGAUACAGAAUAGAAGAUGAAAAACUUGGCAUAUUUGUUGACAGCAUCUUAAGUGGAACAACUAGCAAUGUGAAGAAAUAUAAUCUAACUGCUAUCAACGAAACCACUGACCUCAAGAUGUUCAUUGGUCGAGAUUCCAAUAAUUAUUUUAGGGGAACAAUUGAUGAAGUGCGCAUAUACAGCGAAGGUCUACAGGACGGCGAGAUAGUUGAACACGUUGCGAUGGCGUCCGUGGAACGUCCUGCACUCAAGGCGUACAACAGCCUGCAUUUCCGUAUGGAGGACUCGAUCAAUUCAACGACUCUGGUGAACUCAGGAAGACUACAGGGACAUACAGCUGUCAGAAACGGCGGCGUGUUUGUCACGAGCUAUGAGCAAUUCAAGCAAUUCAGGAUCGGCUAUCCGAACAACCGAUAAGCACAAGAAAAGGCAGAUGAUGCCGAUUUUGGUUGGGUGAAGACUUACCCUAUAAUAUGUGAUUUAAAUAGUUCUUAACUUAUUUCUGUUUGAUCUGUGAUAUUAUCUUUUAUCCCAUAAUAAUUUGUAAUAUUGAUUUUAUAAUAUUUGUUUUGUUAUGAAUGAUCUAUAUUAACUUUUUUAUUGGUAUUUUCUUUAUUUAACAAAUAUAUGUAUAAACGUGAUGCAUUAACAAAUUGUUUAGCAAUGUAUAGUCCUGUAUUACUUACGUUCAUGUGUUACCUGAAAGCGAUGUGGAAUUUUAGUGCAGAAAACUGCCGAUUAGUGAGGAGUGCUGUUUAUAAUACCCUUACAAUAGUAUGUUUUUAUGGCACCGGUAGGGCUGCACAUGGCAGUCGCACUGUCUGUCCGUCUGCCCGUCCGUCUGUCUGUCCGACUGUCCCUCUGUCCGACCGGCAUUUUGUUUUCCGGAGGUUUUAUUACGCAACGCUUUAAGAUAUUGAGCUACAUUUUGGACUGUGAGUUUACCUACAUGGCCUACAGAUGAAGUGUAAAAUUCGUUCCGGUCCGUUGAUUGUUGACGAAGAUACUGGCCGUUGACAGAUCUAAAUUUUUGCCAAGGGAUGUAAUAAGCUUUAAAGGGGGAUACUUUUCAUGUAUGGAAGGUACAAGGUCAUUUUUGACAAAGGAAGUUCUAUUUUUAAAGGGAUAUCAACCAAGGUAGGAGCUUAAUAAUACAAAUUAUUAAUAAUAGAAAGUAAAAGGCAUGGAGAUUUUAGACAAAAGUGGAUAUAGAAAUUUUCUCUCUAAUAAGCGUUUUCCUGAUGUUUCUUUGCAACACUUUCAGAUAUUGAGCUGAUUGUCGGUAUGCGAGUCUACAUACACGCCCUACAGAUGAAGUGAGAAAUUCAUUCCGGUCCAUUGAUUUGUGGCGAAUGUAUGGGCCUUGGACUUAGACAAUUGCUCUAUAAUAUUUCUCUAUAAUAACCGUUUUCCGAAGGUAUUUUUCGCAACGCUUUCAUAUAUUGAGCCGAUUUUGGUGAGUCUACCAACAUGAACUACAGAUGAAGUGUGAAAUCGCUCUGGUCCAUUGACUUUUGGCGAAAUUAUGGGCCUUGGACUUAGAAAUUGUCAAUAAAAUAACUGUUUUUCUGAGGGGUUUUUUUUCUCAACGCUUUCAGCUAUUGAGCUGAUUUUUGGUAUGUGAGUCUACCUACAUGACUUUCAGAUGAAGUGCUAAAAUUGUUCCGGUCCAUUGAAUUUUGGCGAAGUUAUGGGCCUUGGACUUAGAACUGUUCAAUAUGAUAACUGUUUUCUAGAGCUUGUAUACGCAACGCUUUCAGAUAGUGAGCUGAUUUUCGGUAUCCGGUCCAUUGAUUUUUAGCUUAGUUAUAGGCCUUAGUUUCUCUAAAAUAGCUGCUGUUGGACUUUAAAGCGCAAAUGGGGGCAUUGUGUUUCACAAACGCAGCUCUUGUUAAUGUCUUAUUUUUGCCUUCUGCGUCAAAACGUUUUUCAAGUAUAAAAUGGCUAUAAUCCUUAAUCGAGGAAAUUGUAUUGUUUGAAAUAUAUUUUAACGAUUUAUAAUGCCUUAAAUUACUGUCCGUGAUCACUUUAAGAACACAUGGUCAAUUUAAGUACAUUAAAAGAAAAUAUUUAUCUAAACAAUGUUAAACAAAGAUAGUAUUUAAAUGUAACAUGUAAUUCAAAAAUUGAAUGUUUGCCUAUGUACAUGUAAUAUAUUUCUAUGUGUAUCACUGUUAACAAUAUUCAAUCGUUCAUAUUAUUAACGUUUUUCAAACUUCACAUAAAAUCUGCUUAAAAAUGAA
Messenger RNA from Dreissena polymorpha, 10507 nucleotides. RefSeq lists its product as uncharacterized. NCBI's taxonomy places the organism in Eukaryota, Metazoa, Mollusca, Bivalvia, Myida, Dreissenidae. The transcript has 59 exons. Bases 30 to 8681 code for a protein of 2883 amino acids. The record is from RefSeq and is a predicted model, not a curated record. Gene Ontology annotation, cellular component: extracellular region; plasma membrane. Gene Ontology annotation, molecular function: protein binding; calcium ion binding. Gene Ontology annotation, biological process: homophilic cell-cell adhesion.